Molecule: messenger RNA, 999 nt
Organism: Passer montanus (Eurasian tree sparrow)
Lineage: Eukaryota; Metazoa; Chordata; Aves; Passeriformes; Passeridae
Gene: CCDC42
Product: coiled-coil domain containing 42
Exons: 8
Coding region: 1-999 (332 amino acids)
Biological process (GO): spermatid development
Source: RefSeq, a predicted model, not a curated record
AUGGCCCACGAGGACGUGAGAUAUUACCGGGGGCAGGAGCUGCGGGCGGCAGAGGAGGACUCCACGCACUCGUUCAUCUGCGUGCUGAAGAAGAUGAAGGAAGUGCGGCUGAUGGAGAAGGUCGUGGAGGACACAGAGGAGGCCUUCACGGAGAGGAUGGAGAGCCUUGCUGAGCAGUGGAGGGAGCUGCACGCCAGGAGGGCCCAGCUGAAAGCCCACGUGGUGACAUCUGGGGCCACCGUGAAGGCCUUCACGGAGAGGAUGGAGAGCCUUGCUGAGCAGUGGAGGGAGCUGCACGCCAGGAGGGCCCAGCUGAAAGCCCACGUGGUGACAUCUGGGGCCACCGUGAAGGAGAAUGAAAGGCUGCGAAGCCAAGCUCUGAAGAAAGCCAAAGAAGAGAAAGAGGAGAAUUCGAAAAAGGAGACUGAGCUCGUGAGGGCUAGGAGGGAGCUGGAAGCCCUGAGGAAGCAGCACCAGAAACUCUCCAAAAAACUGCUGCAGUACUCCCGGUUCAGGAGGUACCUGGAGGAGGUGGUGGAGCAUUCCCAGUUCCAUGACAUCGAUGACAUCAUCACCUACUACAAGGCCCUGCUGAGGACACGCAAGGACCUGCUGCAGUCCCAGUGGUGGCACCGGCAGCUGCUGGAGCAGGGCAAGGGCCUGCAGCAGCAGAUCAGGGCGGAGAGGGAGGCUGAGAUGCUGCAGUGCAGGAACGAGCUCGUGCAGCUCAAAGAGUCGCUCGAGCAGGCUCAAAGUGACAUCCGGCACUGGGAGCAGCGCUGUGCCCAGGUGCAGGACGGGGCGGCCAGGCGGGCGGUGGAGCUGAGGUCCCUCACCAUGGCCAUCCACAGCCUGUUCCACGCCGCCAGCGCGCGGCUGCAGCCGCAGGGCAGGGUGGCAGCCGGGGACAGCCACAGGCAGCUGGACAUGAUCCGGCAGUUUAUCCACGACCUCCAGGACUUCACGGAGGACAUGAAGGAGCGUGGCCGGGCUCUGUGA